Linum trigynum is the source of this 1037-nucleotide messenger RNA. NCBI's taxonomy places the organism in Eukaryota, Viridiplantae, Streptophyta, Magnoliopsida, Malpighiales, Linaceae. The record is from the annotation of a GenBank genome assembly.
CCAAAUUGUUAGACACGAACAAACGGUAAAAAAACAAAACAAAUAAUUACUCCACAGCAAAAAAGAAUCAAAACCUCCCUCGAAAUUACUUUUUACUCGAUUAGAACCGAGCGAAACAUCCCCACGCGCGGAACAGAAGCCAAAGCUCGCACGCGCCGGUGAGCCGGAGUCAACACCAAAAUAGGCGAGAAAAUGUCGUGGCAGACUUACGUCGACGAGCACUUGAUGUGCGAGAUCGAAGGCCAGCAGGGCCAGCACCUCGCCUCCGCCGCCAUCGUCGGCCACGACGGCAGCGUCUGGGCCCAGAGCUCCGCCUUCCCCCAGUUCAAGGGUUCGGAGGUGAGCGACAUCAUGAAGGAUUUCGACGAGCCCGGGCACCUGGCUCCGACGGGGCUCCACAUCGCCGGGACAAAGUACAUGGUCAUCCAGGGCGAGCCCGGGGCCGUGAUCCGCGGCAAGAAGGGCGCCGGCGGGAUCACCAUCAAGAAGACCGGCCAGGCUCUGGUCGUCGGAAUCUACGAGGAGCCGGUGACACCGGGGCAGUGCAACAUGGUCGUCGAGAGGCUCGGCGAUUACCUCGUCGAUCAGGGUCUCUAGAGACACAACACACACAGAGAGAUUCGAUCCCUCAAAAUUCAGCUAUCCAUUACCGGAAUUUGGCACUAUGAAUUCAAUUUUGCUUUAUUAGUCUCCUCAUAAUAUGUAUUUUCCGUCGUGUUUUCUUCAGAGGAGUAAAACAGAGUGCUACUCUGUUUUCUCCCUCUUGCUUUUUUUGUUUUUUGUUCUUGGUUACAAGGUUUGCAUUUCUGGCCGUUGUAUGGGAUGAUCGACGGUGCAGGCUAUGAAAGUUUUGGGAUAUUUCGUUCCUUGUUUCUUUUUUAAUCUAUGUUGGUUCUUGUUGAUUUGAUCAGGUGUGCGCCUCGGUUUUCUUUUGUCGAUUGGUAUGAACCAAAGCUUUGGAAUUUCUCACUUUAUUGAAUUUUGUCUCCUUUUUGGUGAUUGGUUCUGGAAAUAGUGAAUAAUAUGUCAUGCAACCG